Molecule: messenger RNA, 1779 nt
Organism: Spizellomyces punctatus DAOM BR117
Lineage: Eukaryota; Fungi; Chytridiomycota; Chytridiomycetes; Spizellomycetales; Spizellomycetaceae
Exons: 14
Coding region: 106-1539 (477 amino acids)
Biological process (GO): regulation of transcription by RNA polymerase II
Cellular component (GO): SWI/SNF complex; nucleus
Source: RefSeq, a predicted model, not a curated record
CAUUGGCAGGCUUUAGCCCUCUGAAAGCAGAACAACCCAAGAAACUUAUUCACUGAAUAUCGAUACUCAGCGUAACACCUUUGGGAACGGGCUGCGGCGGACACAAUGACCUCUUUGCCACCUUACGGGAGUCCUGCUGGCCUGGGCCGCGGAGGAGCUAUGGGCGGAAGUGUGCCCCAUUCAUACGCAUCACCGUUCAAUGUCCCUGGAGGAGGCGCAGGAAUGCCCUCAAAUACACCAGCUCAGUUCUAUCAACGAUCUGCACCGGGACCAAUGCCGUCUGGACUUGCUGCGAGUCCCGUUCCGGCGCCAGCUCCUUCUGCUAUGAUGCCCAAGCGCCCAGCAGAAACAGCGCCUUCAGGAAAACCAAAACGAAAGCGACCAGCAGAUCGAGUGCUACCAAAGAAGAUAGAGGCAUAUAUACCAGAGUCGAGACUUUACACACAAUUACAAGAGGUCGAGAAAAAGUUGGAUGCUACCAUCAGUCGGAAGAAACUGGACAUGAUGGAGCAGAAAAAUCAGCUAAAGCCCUCGAAACGCACAUUACGAAUAUUUCUAUCCAACUUAUCUUCCGAUCAAUACGUGGAGAUGAAUCCUUUGAGUGAAAAUGAGGAUGUAUUUAGUUUGGAAAGUAUGCGAGCUCCGUCAUGGACGCUACGAAUUGAAGGGCGACUUCUAGACCUCCCGAAUAGCCGAAAACCGCAGGCAAAUCCACCAAAGUUUUCAACUUUUGUGCGAUCGGUAAUUGUGGAGCUACAACGCGACAAGGAUCUAUACCCUGAAGGCAACAUCAUAGAGUGGCAUCGAGGAGAAGGGUCUCCUGACUGCGACGGCUUCGAGAUCAAGAGAAAGGGCGACAGCGAUGUCAACGCAAAGAUCUUGAUCUACCUCGAUCACAAGCCUGAGAAGGUUAAACUCUCAACGUCGUUGUCGAAGCUUUUGGACAUACAUACGGACACUCCCACCAAUGUCAUCAUGGCCUUGUGGCAGUAUGUGAAGUCUCAAAAGCUACAGGAUCCUGAUGACAAACGGUUUAUCAACUGCGACGAACAAUUGCGACAGAUUUUGGGUCAACCAAGGAUAACGUUUGCACACAUGCCCGAACUAUUGCGUGCGCAUUUCGCUCCUCCCGACCCUAUUGUGCUGGAAUACACAGUAAGAACGGAUAAGGAGCAGAACGUAUCGCAGUUCGCGUAUGAUGUUGAGGUUGAAGUACCUAACCCUAUGCGAGAACGUCUGGAGCAGACGCUGGUAUCAAAUCCUCAACUUCAAAGGGACAUUGGGCAGUUGGAUGAUAAGAUUACCACCUUGAUACAAACAAUCAACCAUUGCAAGCUGAAACGAGAUUUUAUGCUCUCGUUUGCUAACGACCCUAUUGGGUUCCUCAACCAAUGGAUGGCCAGUCAGAGCCGGGACCUGGAGGUAAUUCUUGGCGACACGCGAUUCAACCUGGAAGAGACACGGAGAGCAACCUUCUUCGAUCAUUCUGUCGUGCAGGAGGCUGUUUUCCAUCAUUUGCGACAAAAAGAUAUCGAAUGAUUAUUGGGUUUGUCGACGAUUAUAUUUAAUCUGACAGAUUGUCGCCAGUAAAAAAAUAGUACAAAAGUAAAACCUUAACGACCAAACGCAUUAUCUAUGUGCAGUGGAUAAUCGUGCGUUUCCACUUCCUUCCGCACUCGAGCUUCAAUCAAACUUCGCUUCUGCAAGCUAAGGAAACGAUCUUUGAACAGGUUACCCUCAGGCUUCAACUCCCGCAGGGAAUCCGGAAGAUCCUCGGUC